AUGAAGACCGCUAUAUUACUCCCGCUUCUCCAUGCUCUCAGUCUGCUCUCUGAAGCAGCGGCCUACUCGAAUCACGACGAAACCUGGGCUCUUGGGAAUGGAUACAGUUUGCAACGAUCUGCAGAAAAGAUCCUAAUCGCUGACCAGAAAGAUGUCAUAUGGAGUGCAGCUCUACCAUUUCUGAGCGCGAGCGCUGGUCAGGACCAGAUCUCCGGAACAAGCGGCGCCUUCAACAUUACUAAAGUGGACGAAGCCAUCUGCCAGGAACAGGACAUCUCGAGUAUAUCAAAGACUCAAUGGGAUGAGGCGGUGAAUGGGGCUGCCGUUCAACUGGCAGGCUCACUGCUGGACUGCGGUGAUGAGGAUAUGACUUAUAUUGCUACGUUCUGGGUCCCAGAAGAUCUCAGUGAUAGGAUUGCGUUCGACAUCAAGGUCUCAUCUGGAUCAUCUGGACGGACGUAUCAGAGAGUGUAUCUCACGUUUGAUUCAAAUGCUGACGAAGACAUCUACGGGCUGGGUGCGCAGGCCAGCUUUGCUUCGUUGAAGGGCCAGGACGUCCCCGUCUUCACUAGAGAACAGGGCGUCGGAAGAGGUGACAUGCCGGUGACACAAUAUGAGAAUGCCAACGGGACAUUCGCGGGAGGAAAUCGUUUCACCACGUACACUUCAAUCCCGUCAUAUGUCUCAACGGACAGCAACGGGUUCUAUUUGUCUCUGGACAGCACAGCUCUCACUUUUCUCGACUUCACGAAGUCGGACACAACCACAGUCAGAUAUGGGGCACUCAAUUUCCGUGGAGCACUAUUCCGAGCAUCGAACAUGUUCGAAGCAGUCGAGCGGCUUACCGCUUAUACUGGUCGAAUGCCAGCUCUACCAAGCUGGGUAGAUGAGGGUGCAGUACUCGGUGUUCAAGGCGGUCAACGCAAGGUAUCGAACAUCGUACAGGAAGGGCUAGAUCUCGAGUGCCCCAUUGCUGCCGUUUGGUUGCAGGAUUGGUCUGGAACUCAUGCUCAGGAGGGUCCCUAUAUCAAUGUCUCGCGGCUAUGGUGGAACUGGGAGAACGACGAGGUUCUUUAUCCAGAGUGGCCCGCGUUCGUGCAAGGCUUGAGGUCCCAACACGGUGUUCGCACGUUGUCAUACAUCAACACAUUCCUCGCCAACGUGUCUACCAAACCAGACGGCUUCCGACGUAACCUCUACGCUGAAGCCGAUCGCCUGCACUACACCGUCCAGAACACGACCACAAACUCAACCGCAAUCAUCUCCUCAGGCCCGGGGCUGGACGCAGGGAUCAUUGACCUAACUAACCCCGGCUUACGCUCAUGGUUUGGAGAAGUCAUGAGGUCGCAAGUUUGGAACUUCGCCAAUAUCUCCGGCUUCAUGUCAGACUUCGGCGAAUACACGCCAGUAACACCCGACACCUCACUAUACAACACGUCCGACGCCCUCUUCUUCCACAACUCCUACCCCUACCUCUGGGCCCAAUACCAACGCCAACUCGUGGAAUCUCUUGACCUCCAAGACGAAGCUCUGCUCUUCCAUCGCUCUGCCUCCAUGAACUCAAAUCGCUACAUGAACCUCUUCUGGGUCGGCGAUCAGAACGUUGACUGGGGUCUCAACGACGGUAUCAAGAGCGUCGUCACUAUUAUGACGCACAUGGGCUUAUCUGGCUACUCCCAACAACACUCCGACAUAGGCGGAUAUACCACCGUUUUGACCUACUCUGGUUUCAACAUCACCCGCUCCCCUGAGCUGCUUGGUCGCUGGGGCGAGCUGGCAGCCGUCUCGAGCGCAGUGUUUCGCUCGCAUGAGGGUAAUAUCCCGGAGGUCAAUGCACAGUUCUAUUCGAACGCGGGUACGUACGGCUACUACGCUUACAACGCCCGGAUGUUCGUCUCGCUGGCUCCGUACCGCCGGAAGAUCCUAGAGACGGAAUGUGCAACUCGUGGCUGGCCGCUGCUCCGUCCGCCGGUUAUGUAUCACACGGACGACGCCGAGGCGCGGAAGAUCAAUUACCAGAGCUUUUAUCUAGGUCCGAGUUUGUAUGUUGCGCCGGUGCUGGAUCCGCACACGUUUGAGCUGGAGGUGUACCUACCAGGACGGUGCGAGUUCACGCACGUCUGGACGGGGAUGCGGUAUCAUGGUGGGCAGAGAGUGAGAGUUGGGACGCCUUAUGGCAAACCGGCUGUCUUUCUGGUGGGAGGGAAUGAGAUGCCAGAGCUGGAGAGCUUUUUGCAGUUCGUGAAGCGCGAGAAUGGGACGAGCAUUGACGUUGCUUAG
Saxophila tyrrhenica is the source of this 2280-nucleotide messenger RNA. RefSeq lists its product as uncharacterized. NCBI's taxonomy places the organism in Eukaryota, Fungi, Ascomycota, Dothideomycetes, Mycosphaerellales, Extremaceae. Gene Ontology annotation, molecular function: hydrolase activity, hydrolyzing O-glycosyl compounds; carbohydrate binding. Gene Ontology annotation, biological process: carbohydrate metabolic process. The transcript has 5 exons. The coding region runs from base 1 to 2280 and encodes 759 amino acids. The record is from RefSeq and is a predicted model, not a curated record.